AUGGCUGCGGAGUCCGAGAGGCCGCCUUACCUGAAUGGCGCUUCUGCGCGAUCCAGAGGGGCCAAGAAUGCGGAGGCGGCUUCGAAUACUGUGCAUCGGGCGGCCAGCGAGGGUGACGGCGUGGAGACGCUGCGCCCGACCGUUAAAUCUCACAGCUUUGCCAUGGGCCAGGUUCCAAAGCUCGUCAUAAAUUCUUCCACCACUGAUUCCGCCGUCUCCUCCCGUGAAUCCUCCCCAGUCCGAAUCACUUCACGGACCGCCAAUCCCUCCUCCUCCUCCGCCAGCCGAGGGCCUUCUCGAUCCCGAAAAAGCAGUCAGGAAGGAUCGUCUUCCAUCGAUCAGCCCGCAACGAUCCCUUUACCCUCUUCCGCAUCGCCUACUCCCCGUACGCCGACACCUACCACUGACGCGCUUACAAUUAUAUCAGCACCUCCCGCUUCUCAGCCACCAGUCAAUGUCCUCAGCCCGGAAAAGGCCAACAUGCCGUCAUGGGCGGGGAAUCGUCGUACGGAUCAGGAGUCUACACCAUCGAAUACCUCCCAUAAACGAACCCAGCUGCCGUCGGAAGACGAUGGAAAGGCGGACAGAAACUCACCACGCACGGUUACGAGGGGUGUCAAUGGGCAAGGACCUUCCCUGGAGACAGUUCAGGAGAUGACCAGUAAUCCUUCUACUCCGUCGACUGAGACUGCUCCUAAGCCGGCCACCCCGGACGACUCACGGUUACACACGAUUGAUGAGGACCCGACCCCCCGAGCCUCAAAACACAAUACAGAAAGUGGGAGCGACAGCGGUGGUAACCGGAGCUCCAAGGAAGACAAACCUAAUGCCACUGGGGGAGGCAAGACUUCUGGGACGAUCAUGCCAAAGCGGUCGAUGACCUCAUUGAGCGGUGCCCGUGGAAAACCUAGUGAAGGCUCGGUGCGCAACAUGAUUGUGGAGACCGAGACUGUCAGCUCAAUACCUCAAGUCUCCUUGGGAGUUGGCUCUGGUGAACGAGGCAACGGCGGCCGUGCCGAUCAAGGCACUCUGCGCAUGAAGCCUUCAACUGAGACAAUUCGGCCUCGCAAAGAGAAGAAGAAACACCGCCGUCCCAAUACUCUCAAUCCGGGACCUGCAACGAGCAAGGCGGAUAUCUUCGAGGCCAAGGUUGCAAAUGCUGUGGAUGAGGCUGAUGUCUCCGAUUCCGAUGAGACAUUUGUCUAUGAAUCUAAUCCACCCGAUCCAUAUCCUCCACGGCAACCCCGAUACCAUUCUCGAACUCCCAGCGCUACCUCCAUGGCGAGCCAAGUGGACCAGCUGGCUGGUCGUGCCCGUGGACUACGGGAUGGUGCUCACAGCGUCACCGGCAAGCGCAGCAUGAAGUUUACGAACAGCGGAUAUACUCCCAGCAUGGAUGGCGAGUCUGGAGAUGCAGACGGAACCCGACAUGCUGCCAAAAACUCCGGUAGUGGGACGGUCACCCCACGCCACCAGCACAUUGGGCGCCACGGACGCGGCGGUAUACUACACGCUGGGCUUUUCGAUAGCGAGCAGCCUUUCCCACCGCAAACCCAGAUGAAGUCACCCCGCCAUUUUCUUGGACAUGUCAAUCGGCAUUCGCGAAAUGGCAAUACCCGCUCGUCGCCCAACUAUAAAAACAUCAACGAUAAUAAGGCGGGUGAGGUGUAUGAUUUCGAUGCGGAAGGAGCUGAUGAUGAACGUACGCCGCUGGUGGGUGCACGGAAUUCGAAUCGUCGCCCAGGUCGGCGCCCGAAUAGUGCUAGCUUGCGGCAGUUAGAAUAUAUGGAGCGGCAACGCGGGUUCUUGUCUCGCUAUGGGUCAUGCGCCGUUGUUCUCCUGCUUUUGCUCAUUAUAGCUGGCGGUGCCAUCUCGUUCGUUAUGGCCGCGACGAAGACCCUUUUGGACGUUCAAGUCGUUGCCAUUCAAAACGUGCUCGCAUCUGAGCAGGAAAUCAUGCUGGAUCUCAACGUGCAAGCUGUCAAUCCCAAUAUAUUCCCCGUGACGAUUGACGACACCGAUAUCAACAUUUUCGCCAAGAGUCGGUACGUCGGUACGGAUAAAUUUUGGCGAGACCACGGGUCGGAUGAACUUGAUCGCUUCCCACGUGUCGAGCAAAGCCGACGCCGUUGGGAGUUAUCACAAAUUGUCCGGUGCUUGGGCAACAUGGACUGCGUGCAAUCCGCCAUGUCUGGCGUCUCUUCGUCGAAGCACACCAAGGACAAGGACGGCGUCGAUCACGGUACUGAUCCUAUCAACGACCCUGAAGGCGAUGCGCGAUCCAUGCUGCUCGGCAGAGUAUUCCGCUUUGACUCGCCGCUUUCCUUCGAAUCGUCUGCGUGGUCACAGGUGGCCUCAACUUCAAUGGGACAGAUCCGGCUUGCCCGUCCCGGGAACAAAACCGAGGAAGGCGGCACAGAGCGCUGGGAACAGGUUCUCGAGCAUCCAUUCGAGCUGAUCGUCCGCGGUGUUGUCAAGUACCAGCUACCGCUUAGCUCCCACUUCUACUCCGCCUCCGUCAGCUCCAGCGUCAAAAUCGUGCCCGACGACGAUAUCCAAAAUCCCAACAAUCUCGAAACCACACCACCAAACAACGAAACCGCCCGCAUCUCCUUCACUAGGAGAAUCACUCCCAUCGUCCGUCUCACGGACACCGAUGCCCACCCCGAGCAUCGAUCGGGACUCUCUCAACGACAAUUCACGGCCUGA
This is a messenger RNA of Penicillium cinerascens, 2709 nucleotides long. RefSeq names its product putative phospholipid metabolism enzyme regulator. Gene Ontology annotation, cellular component: fungal-type vacuole membrane; PAS complex. The transcript has a single exon. The record is from RefSeq and is a predicted model, not a curated record. Lineage: Eukaryota; Fungi; Ascomycota; Eurotiomycetes; Eurotiales; Aspergillaceae. Gene Ontology annotation, biological process: vacuole inheritance; positive regulation of phosphatidylinositol biosynthetic process; protein localization to vacuolar membrane. The coding region runs from base 1 to 2709 and encodes 902 amino acids.